Messenger RNA from Microthlaspi erraticum, 909 nucleotides. The record is from the annotation of a GenBank genome assembly. Lineage: Eukaryota; Viridiplantae; Streptophyta; Magnoliopsida; Brassicales; Brassicaceae.
AUGGAUUUCCGGGUUCCGAUUCUCCUCUUGUGCGCGGUAGCUGGGUCAUGCUUUCCGUCCGGGUCCGCCUCUUCCCGGGUGGGCUUUUCCGUCUGCAAUUACGAAUUCGAGCUGUUCCGGUUCGAUAUAGAAGCCAAGUGCCCUCCUUCGCUCUACCCAAGUCCUCCUAUCCAGAUAGAUGGAGACUCGCUGGACAGAUUGAUGGCUCUAAACAAUGGAAAUGGUUAUAUGUCAGUACUCUUUUACGCUUCCUGGUGCCCUUUCUCACGUGCUGUGCGGCCUACUUUUGAUAUGUUAAGUUCGAUGUUUCCUCAAAUACAGCACCUAGCUGUGGAGCAUUCUCAAGCACUUCCAUCUGUCUUUUCUAGUUAUGGAAUCCAUAGCUUACCUUCAGUCCUGAUUGUUAAUCAAACUUCAAAGACACGAUACCAUGGUCAAAAGGAUGUUACGUCCCUGAUUGAGUUUUAUGAAGCAGCAACAGGUCUGCAACCUGUCCAGUACGUGGCUGAAGCGGAACCAACAACGAGCUUAGACGCUGAGGAUGGUAACCUGAUCACAUGGUUACGCAAUGGGACAUGUAUCAGAGAAGUAUUCAGACGAGAUCCAUUCUUGGUACUAUCUCUUCUGUUCAUCUGUUUACAAAUGGCAAUCUUCGUCUUCCCCAUAGCACAAUCGCGCGUGAGAGCGUUGUGGGCUUCUUAUGUUCCCAAUCAUCUGAACUUGGCAAGAUUUGGAGAGAUAAGCCUAAUGUUCAGCCGUGUUCUUCACAUGGUCGAUGUGAGGAGGUUGUGGUUGAAACUAAGCCUCGUCAAAACAAGGAACUUCCAUGAAAGAGCAAAGAACGCUCAAGCGUGGGCUUCGUCGCUCGCAUCUGUCUCUCUAGGCCAAACUUCAGCGGACCAGUCUUGA